Echinostoma caproni is the source of this 1392-nucleotide messenger RNA. The record is from the annotation of a GenBank genome assembly. NCBI's taxonomy places the organism in Eukaryota, Metazoa, Platyhelminthes, Trematoda, Plagiorchiida, Echinostomatidae.
AUGCGCAAGCUCGAGGGAUGUCAUUUCAAAGAGGCAACUGCAAUGGAAUUAAUGAAACAGUUGGAAGAAGCACACAAAGAAGCUCGCAUCCAGGCGGAAAAAGCGCGUGAACGAAAAAAGAUUGAGCUGCGACAACAACAGCAACAACUUCGAUCGGCCAGAGCCGAAAAUCAGGUUCAGUCCGUUCAAAAGAUGAGACCUUGGCGAGCAACAAACAAACAUCCAGAGGAGAUCCGUCGCAUGAACUAUUUUGAUAAUCGAUCUCCGGAUCGUGUUGACCAGGUCAGGCUGGAACAAAAACGUAAUCACAGUGCCGAUACACUACUACCCCGUGUUGGAGAUGCAUUGGAGUUUGCCGGGGAAACCUUACGCAGUUCAAUGAGCACGCGCCGAACGUUGGAGAAGACUCGAGCAACCCAAGUUAAUCCGAUGAUUGUAGGCCCCAAACUGCCAUGGCGCCCAACCUCACGUCGACCGGAACGUUACUCACCGACCGAUGUGUACGAGACAAGAAGGCAGUUUAGAGAAGUACGAGGUUUUUUGCGUCGUCAGAGUGCCUCGGCUGGACCAUCCAAGUCUCCUCGUGUAUUCCGCAUGGUUGGUGACGACGGGUACGCACAAGGCACACUUGAGUGCGAUAAACCUAGACGGAUUAUGUCGGCACAAAUAAGCACCCUUGGCACAAGAGCGCACGCCAUCAGGCUGUCCGAAAGUGAGAUUGCAUUAGAGGAUUUACCUCCACCUCCGACCUAUUUCGGUUGUGACGAGACACAACACAUGCCAAACAUGCAAAGUGCCAGUCCAAACCAACCACUUAGCAUACCAGUGUCGGCCUCCAUGUCCCCGAACCCGUUGGCACUGUUGAGUGAACGGGAGCUUCAGGGUCCGAAUGCACACGCUGAGGCGAAUUCCAUCGGUUUAGACAAAUUACCAACCAUGAAUAUUCAACCGAAGCCUCUCCCGACGGAUCAUGAACAACGUCGGCUGUGUAUAUCCAGAACACCGCCAUACCCAACCGAACAGCACACUUCGUUAUGGAAACAAAAUGGCUCGAUGCAGUCGUUCAAAUCAACCGAACCAGAAAUUGGCACAAACCGAUUGAAUGAUAACGACGAACCGUUUUCUACAUUGAAAGCAGUAACGUGUGAACGACCACCGGCAUAUACUUCGCAACAGUCAGAACCAAACAGCCUAAGUGGGGACACAGUCAUACCCGAACCGAGACCGCGAAAAACAACUGAUCGAAAACCGGGUGAAAAAUAUACAGGUGAACUGAAUUGCAGUCUUCAGUCUAUGGACAAUCUGUAUACGAACAUAGUCAUUGAGAAAGUUGAUUUGCCCGUUAUGCAGAUCAACUGCAAUAGUGAAAAUGGACGUACUCAGUUCUGUUGA